CGCCUCCUCCUGCAGCUUCCUCGGUAACGGUGACGACGACACUUCCUGAUACACCUGGCUAGGUCAACAACAGCAUUUUGUUCCGGGAUAAACACCCGAUGGUUUAAACUCCUGCACCAUGAAGAGACCGAACCAGCGGCGCCAGGAUUAAAAACAAACCGCGGAAUGGAUGACAGUAUGAAGACUCAGCUGGUCAGCGCCAUCCAUCUGCAGGAGGUGGAACUGCAGGAGAAACCUGCAGACAACGAGCAGGACACAAAGAGCAAAAACAAUGCAUGUCAGACGUACACAGUGGAGGAGGCGGUGGAGACGAUCGGCUUCGGACGAUUUCACAUCCUGCUGUUUGUCAUCAUGGGCAGUUCAAAUAUAGUGGAGGCGAUGGAGAUCAUGCUGUUGGCUGUAGUUUCUCCUGAGAUUCGGUGUGAGUGGCAUCUGGAUGACUGGCAGGUCGCUCUCGUCUCCACGAUGGUGUUUCUUGGCUUCAUGGUGUGUGGAGUUUUGGGUGGAUACAUCGCUGACAGAUACGGACGCUGGAAGGUGGUGUUUGGAGGGUUUGUGUGGAGCGCCUACUUCUCCCUCCUCACCUCAUUCGCUCCGUCCUAUGGUUGGUUCAUCUUCCUACGCAGCAUGGUCGGCUGUGGAGUCGCAGGAGUGUCGCAGGGGUUUGUGUUGAAGACAGAGUUCAUCCCAGCGAAGUAUCGAGCCUACCUGCUGCCUCUGGCCACGAUUUUCUGGAUGACGGGCUCCAUGUUGAUCAUUGUCCUGGGGAUGCUGGUGGUUCCCACUCUGGGCUGGAGGUGGAUGAUCCGGAUCUCUGUGACGCCCAGUGUCAUCCUCAUCUUCCUCUUCAAGUUUAUUCCAGAGUCAGCUCGUUACAACGUGUCAGCAGGAAACAUCGAAGCUGCUGUUAAAACUCUGCAGUGGAUCGCUAAAAUGAACAGAGCUUCUCUUCCUCCAGGACAACUGGUGGAGCCUGCUGAGAAAGAAAGAGGCAGUUGGCGGAUUCUGCUCAGUUCAUCUUUCAGGAGAACGUCUUUACUGCUGUGGUACUCAUGGUUUGUGGCGUCCUUCGCCUACUAUGGUUCCGUGCUGAGCAGCUCGGAGCUGUUGGAGAAAAACCUGUUGUGUGUGACGGACGGUGACCAGGAACAUCAGGUCAAACACAGACACGAGGACGGACUGUGUUACUGCAUCCCCUUUGGACUCAGCGAUUACCAGACGCUGCUCAUCAGCUGCCUGGGAGAGGUCGCAUUGGUCCCGAUAAACAUCUGUCUGCUGAACGUGGUUGGACGGAAGAUGAGUCUGACUGUGCUGCAGCUGCUGUCGGCCGUUUUGUUCAUGAUGGUCAACAUCUGCACAACCAUGUUCGGGUUUACAGUGCUACUGUUCCUACUCCGGUCUCUGGUCUCCAUGAACUUUAAUGUGGUUUAUAUUUACACUGCUGAGGUGUAUCCAACCGUGGCUCGGUCCCUGGGGAUGGGUUUCUGUACGUCUUUCAGUCGGAUCGGAGGAAUGAUCGCUCCGUUUAUCGCUCAGGUGCUAAUGUCUCAGUCGGUGAUUCUGGCUCUGGCUCCGUUUCGCCGUGGCCUGUGUCAUCUGUGCUCUGGGAAACUUUCUGCUGCCGAUAGAAACCAGAGGACGAGCUCUGCUGCAAAACUCUUGACGACGUCUCCAAACUCCAACUCCAAAUGUUUUAUCAUCAUCACAUGUAAAGAUAUUAAAUCUCUUAGUGAGGUCAGGUGUUACUGUGCCUGUUAUUAUCACUCUGAGGUUAAUUAAUUUAUUAAUGUAUGAAUGUGAGGUGGAUGAUUAGAGCCACAGGAUGCUGCUGAUAUGACACCUUAUUAAAAGGUUUUAUAAACUCCAUUAAAUAUCAGGCAGAUGAGAUUUUUAGUUUUGGGUUUAUUUGAAGUAGUGAGUAACGACUGUAAUUACAAACUUCCGUUAAAAGUAUAUCUUGGUUUCUUGUUGCUGUUACUGUAAUAAAGUUUUUGUUUUUA
Lates calcarifer (barramundi perch) is the source of this 2000-nucleotide messenger RNA. It is a transcript of the gene svopl, whose product is annotated as SVOP-like. Gene Ontology annotation, molecular function: transmembrane transporter activity. The transcript has 16 exons. The coding region runs from base 166 to 1779 and encodes 537 amino acids. Gene Ontology annotation, biological process: transmembrane transport. Gene Ontology annotation, cellular component: membrane. The record is from RefSeq and is a predicted model, not a curated record. Lineage: Eukaryota; Metazoa; Chordata; Actinopteri; Centropomidae.